AUGAGCUAAUAACAGAAUAAAAAGGAAACAAUUUAGGAUAAUUUUUAUGAAGACCCUACAAAGGAAAAAUUAAGCAUAGAAUUUAUAAGAUAAAGAAGAAAGGAGUUGAAAGAUGACUGCAAAAAACAACUUAUUUCAAUAUUUAUUAUUCUUUUUGUACUUAUUAUGGCAAUAAUCUAGCCGCUAAUUUGGCCUUCUUCUAAUAAAAAAGAAGAAACCCGUAUUGAUAAUAGCAAAUGGUUAGUCUAUUCUGAUCAUUAAUCAAUUAGAUCACUUUUUGAAGCUAACGGAUAUAAUAUUACUGAUGAUAGCAUAUCAAGCAAUAUAUUAUGGAUUAGUAAUUAAGAAUAAUUAGCAAUAUUACAAGAGGAUAAAAAAUCUUAGUAGGUAUUUAAUAGCUAUGGUAACUCUUUACUUUCUAAAUAUUCUCUUUUCAAUACUUUAUAGAAAUUUGAUUUAAAAGAUGCUUAUCGUUUUAUUUAGCCACGAAAAUUUAUGCCUAGAACUUUUAUAAUUCCUUUUGCAAACGAAACUGAGUGUGAAGACUAUUUAGAAUUAGCUAACCACAGAAAAUAUAAUAACUCGCAUACAUUCAUAGCUGGUGUAGAAAAUAAUUCAACAGGGAAAAUUAUACUAUAGCAAGUAGUUAAAGGUUCAGCUAAUUUUCUCUAAAUUUAUAAUAACUAUAAAUCGAAAUUUGCACCUUAUAGCUCAAAUCAUAUUUUUUUCUUUUAAAAGUUUGUCCAAAAUCCUAUAGAACUUGAUAAAAGGCCUUUAGAAAUAUUCUUUCCUAUCUCAGUUGUAGGCAAAACUAUAUUAUAUAAUGAAACAAAUAUUUUCGCAAAAUCCUAUUCAAACUAAUAAGAAAUGGAAGAUAUUCUUAAUAUAAAUACAUUAAGUAGCAAUUAGAAUGAUGAAAACAAUAGAAUAUACUGGAAAGCUAUUUCAUAUAAAUAUAUUGAGAGUACACUGUAUUAAAAUGAAUAAACAAUUAAUAUUAUGAAAUAUAUUAUUUCUUACUGCAUGGAGGCUAUGUUUGAUCAAGAUUUUCCUGAUCAUGAAGGAAGAAAUAGAUACUCUCUUUAUGUAUUUAUAUUCUAAAUUGACAAAAAUGAUUCAAGAGUUUAUCUGACUAAUAUAGAAUAAAAUAGUAGGAUAAAAAGUUCUCCCAAAAGCUCGUUUAAUAAAUUGAUAUUAAGUGGCUAUAAACAUUUAAUUGAUAACUUGGCUCCUGCAUUGAAAUAAAAAAUAUAAUUCAACAGAAAUAACACUCUUAGAGUAUAUAAAAAUGCUAUUCAAUCAUAGCUUUAUUUGCAUGAUAACGAGAAGAAAACUCCAGAUAUGUUUAAAACAGUUGCGCCUCUGGAUUAUAAUUUCAGAGUAAAAAAGGUUGUUGUUUAUAGCCUCUUAAAUUUCUUAAACUUUUUCUAGUAUUUUCACCAAAAGCAAGAAGACUAUAUAAGCUUGCUGAAAUCAAAACAAUAGUAUAAUUAAUAUGAAAAAACUGCUGAUAUUUAUUUUGCAAAGCAUAUUUCCAAAUUCAGACCAUAUAAAAAUGCUGAAUGGGGAAGCGAAUCUGGAUGGUAAAGUAGGACAAAGUAUAGAUUUUAGAUGGAUUUAAAUUAAUUAACCAAAACAAAAAAGCAUAAAAAUUUUGAAGUGGAUAGAUAUAUUCCUAAAACAUACUUUUUUAACAUGACUUCGUAAGGAUAUAGUAAUUAAUUCGAAAAAGAAUUUCUUAAAAGUUAUAAAAACCUAAAGGGUUUAUGGAUUUACAAACCUUCUUCUAGUUACGGAGGAAUAGGAAUUAAACUUUCUUACAACUUGACAGAGAUUCUUUCUACAAUUGACUAGCAAAAAAGAGAUUUAGAUAAAUCCCAUGUUGAUUAAAAUGAAGAUGGGUUUAGCUUAGUUCAAAAAUACAUAGAAAGGCCAUAUCUUAUAAACAAAAAGAAGUUUGAUUUCAGAAUGUAUCCAAUAAUGAUAAGUGCCAGUCCUUUGGUUGUAGUAUAUUUGAACGGAUAUGUGAGAUCUUCUCUUUUUGAUUAUACUUUAAACAACCUAGAUGAAGGAAUUCAUUUAACUAAUCUUCAUGUUUAGAAAAGUCAUCCUUAAUUUAAUUAAUUGCAAGAUCAAGCCCACAUAUCAAUACAAGAUUUCGAAAAUUAAUUCUUUCUAAAAGAUUUUAGCUAAGAAUAGCUUGAAAUUAUGUAUAAUCAUAUAAAAGCAGUUUGUGCUUUUUCUUUGUAGGCAAUAUAUCAAAGCAAAAAGGAUACUAUAGGUAGAUUCUAAGCUUAUGGAGUCGAUAUUAUGAUCGAUGAUUAAGCUAACGUAUAGCUGAUAGAAAUGAAUAGCAAUCCUUACUUUAUAAAUGGAACAAGUUUGCAUGUCAAUCUUCUGCCAAAGUUAAUUAAAAACUUUUUAGAUUUAAGCACUGAAAUUUUGAGAUAAAAUGAAAUAUAUGGUAAGGUGAUUAGUACUGAUUUUAUAGCCGAAAUGUGUCCUCAUUGUGACAUUUUAAUUGACGAAACUAAGAAUUUCUAUUAUCUAAAUUAUUUCAAUUAAACAACAGGUUAAUUUAAUUAUGAUAACCCAGUAUAUUAAAAUAAAAAAAGAGAAAAAUUUAUUUAUUGA
Tetrahymena thermophila SB210 is the source of this 2634-nucleotide messenger RNA. Its product is annotated as tubulin-tyrosine ligase family protein. The record is from RefSeq and is a predicted model, not a curated record. The transcript is spliced from 3 exons. Gene Ontology annotation, biological process: protein modification process. NCBI's taxonomy places the organism in Eukaryota, Ciliophora, Oligohymenophorea, Hymenostomatida, Tetrahymenidae.